AUGUCGCACGCGGCGACGCAUCGCGCGGCGGCGGGCGGGGUCGCGAACCCCGCCGCGCGCGCUCCUGCCAUCAGAAAAGGCGUCGCGGCGCGCGGGGGCGUCGCGGCCGCGUCGCGCGCGCGCGGCGUCGCGGACGCGUCGUCGAACGACGCCGGCGCGGUCGCGGUGUCGGGAUUCGCGUCGACGCGAACGAUCGCGACGUGCGCGCUGUCCAUCGCGCUGCGAGGCGAGAGCGCCUCCGCCGCCUCCUCCUCCUCCCGACGCGCGGCGGCGCGCGGCGACGCGCUCGUCGUCGCGUCCUCCGCGGCCGCGGCGGCGCCCGGCGGCGCGGACGAGUCCGACGACGAGUCGUCCGUCGACGCCACGGGACAGGCGAAGAACGUGUUCGAGGCGGUGUGGAAAUUCGUCCGCCCGCACACGAUCCGAGGGACGAUCCUCGGCACGACCGCGAUCGUGACGCGCGUGCUGCUGCACCACCCCGAGCUCUUCACGCUCGCGCUCGUCCCGAAGGCGCUCCUCGGCCUCCUCGCGCUGCUGUGCGGGAACGGAUACAUCAUUUACGACGUGGACAUCGACAAGGUGAACAAGCCCUUCUUGCCCGUCGCCGCGGGGGAGCUCAGCGUCCCGCUCGCGUGGGCCGCGUGCGGGAUCUUCGCCGCGGCGGGCGCGGCGAUCGUGACGUCGCAGUUCGGGCCGCUCAUAUCGAAGCUCUACCUCUUCGGGCUGUUCCUGGGGACCAUCUACUCCGUGCCGCCGCUGCGGCUGAAGCGCUCCGCGCUCGCGGCGUUUUGCAUCAUCGCGACGGUGAGAGGGUUCCUGCUCAACUUUGGCGUGCACCACGCGACGACCGCGGCGAUCGGUCUCGCGUUCUCGUGGUCGCCGCCAAUCCUGUUCAUAACCUCGUUCGUCACCGUCUUCGCGGUGGUGAUUUCGAUCACGAAAGACCUCGCGGACAUCGAGGGGGACAAAAAGUUCAACAUCGACACGUUCGCGACAAAGCUCGGCGUGAAAGGGGUGUCGUACCUCGGCAGCGGGUUACUCCUCGCGAACUACGUCUUCGCGUGCGGCGCGGCGGCGGUGAACGCGUCGUGGUUCAACCAGCCUCUGAUGAUCGGCGCGCACGCGUGUUUCGCCGCGUUCUUGAUCCUCAAGACGAAGGCGCUCGAGUCGGAGGGAUUCACGAAGGGCGCGGUGCAGCGGUACUACCAGAACAUCUGGUACCUGUUCUACAGCGAGUACUUCCUGUUGCCGUUCAUCUGA
Molecule: messenger RNA, 1260 nt
Organism: Micromonas pusilla CCMP1545
Lineage: Eukaryota; Viridiplantae; Chlorophyta; Mamiellophyceae; Mamiellales; Mamiellaceae
Exons: 2
Coding region: 1-1260 (419 amino acids)
Cellular component (GO): membrane
Molecular function (GO): prenyltransferase activity
Source: RefSeq, a predicted model, not a curated record